UAAUGUAAACAGACUGCUGUGAAAUGUUACAAGCAUAAAUCCUGGCAUCUUAUCAAUCAGAACACAGUGAGCUAUAUAUACAUACAUACAUAUAGUAGGAGACGGUGAUAAACAAAGAACGCCGCGCAUAUAAUUUAUAAGUAGGUAAACAUGGAUGCUGGCGUAUGAAUUCGCAUGAGUCAGAUGUAAAUAUUUAUAAUCAAAGAUAAGGAUUAUACUUUUCGGAUAAAAGAUAACAACAAUGGAUGCCGAUAUUUACAAAGCCGUGCAGACGAACGAUCCAACAGAAUUGUUACAGUUGAUAAACUCAGGAGGUGACGUUAAUACGAUAUAUCAGGAUUUAAGUUUGAUCUCCACCAAGUCAAUUCUCCACAUUGGCUGUGAGAAAGGGAGAAUUGACUGUGUAAAAGUACUCAUUCAGAAAGGAGCGAACCUGGCGGCACGUGACUCCUGGUAUCAGACACCUCUCAUGUAUUGUAUGAUCACCCAAUGGUAUGAAAUAGCUGAAAUAUUACUCGAUCAGGAUCAAGACAUUAUUGACAUCGGGGAUAUGUAUGGUAGGACAACCUUACAUAUUGCUGUAAAACACGCCGCCGUGGAAGGUGUAAAGAUACUGUUGAAAUACGGCGCGGAUAUAGAUAACGUAGAUGAGAAAGGUAUCACACCACUAAAUUAUGUUUGUGGUGAUAAAGAAGUAUCGGCAGAGGAUCGUACGGAAAUAGUACGGAUUCUAAUCGAAGCCGGGGCUAAUCCCAAUUGUAGAGACUUUAUGGAAGGUAGAACGGCGCUUCAGAGGGCGAUGAUUACAGGUAAUGUAGAAGUCGUCGAGAUGCUCCUGGCCGCUGGUUCUCAAGUUAAUACGUUAGAUAGUUGUGGACGCUGUCCUGUAACCAAUAUAUUGUUGUAUCAUAGGAGACCAGGUGAUUCCGUUGACGUUGCUGACGACGUCAUGAUUAUCAUUAUAAUGUUGAUACAGGCAGGGGCAGAUCUCAAUAUCAGCAAAUGUGAGCAUAGUAAUGCUUUAUGUAUGGCCACAAUGUACCAGUGCACGAACCUCGUUCAAUAUUUACUCUAUAAUGGUGCUGAUCAAAACGUUCAAUUCUAUUGCGGUGUGACACCUCUUCAAAUAGCGACAAGGAAAAAAGAUCUGAAUACGGCAAAGGUUUUGUUAAACUGGAAAAGUGACUUGUACAGAAAAGGACGUGUGAAACGGGGAGAACUUGAUUAUCAAACGGAUGUGUUCCAUCUUGCCAUAGACAUUGGCGCUUUUGAAAUUGCCAUGUUGUUAGUUGAAAUCGGAUACGAUUUGUCACGAGUAGACUAUUUAACAGACUGGUCUAUUUGUCCACCGGAUACGUUAGUCGGAAACCAGUCUAUGUUAGAGUAUUUCCGCCAAGGCGCCAUGUUGGUUCAGAGCUUGUUUCGGUUGGCAAUUUUUGCAAUUAGGGACACUUUGAGCGGACACACAACAGAGAAGGCGACAUUAUUACCUCUCCCUAAGCAAUUGAUAAAAGCAGUUCAGCUAGAAGAUGAACUUACAUAGCAGAAUGUGCUGUGAAAUUGGGAGAUACCAAUUUUUAUCUUCUUGUUAAUGCUAAUUGUCUUUUUAGUCCCCUACCGGUUUACCGGAGGGGACUUUAGGUUUACCCUCCGUCCGUCUGUCCGUCUGUCCGUCCGUCAGUCCGUCCGUCUGUCCGUCCGUCAGUCCGUCCGUCCACAAAACUGGAUCCCGCGAUAACGCAAAAAGUACUGAAAAUAUUUUAAUGAAACUUGAUAUAUGGAUAGAUGGCAGUAUGGAGAUUAUGCACGUCUUUUUCUUUUCGUCCUAUGUUGAAAAUUCUGGUUGCUAUGGCAACAAAUAGACUGAAAAUAUGGCAAAUUUUACACAUAACCUGGAUCCCGCGAUAACGCAAAAAGUACUGAAAAUAUUUUUAUGAAUUUGUUGUAUGGAUAGAUGGCAUUAUGGAGAUUAUGCACGUCUUUUUCUUUUCUUCCUAUGUUGAAUAUUCUGGUUGCUAUGGCAACAAAUAGACUGAAAAUAUGGCAAAUUUUACACAUAACCUGGAUCCAGUGAUAACACAAAAAGUACUGAAAAUAUGUUUAUGAAACUUGACAUAUGGGUAGAUGGCAGUAUGGAAAUUAUGCACAUCCUUUUCUUAUCUUCCUAUGUUGAAAAUUCUGGUUGCUAUGGCAACAAAUAGACUGAAUUUCAAGAUUUCUGAUUCUAGUUUUUAAGUUUUUUCACUAUAAGUUCUUUAUUUCUUAAGGUAUUUUCUUCAAACUUUAAAUAUAAGUUGCUUGUCAUCAACCACAUCAUAUGUGACAAGGUUUACAACUCUAGCACAAAGUUUAUCAGAAUUACCUCCCUUGAACUUAAAAUUUUCAUGAAAAAAACUCUUUUUUUUUUUAAUAACUUCUUUUUCUGAAUGUAUCUACUUCAAACUUCAUAUAAAUGUUUCAUAUUAUCACUCAACAUUAAAUUUUGUGAGUGUUCAAUACUCUAGCAAGACUAUUUCUAGAAUUAUGCCCCUUUUGAACUUAGACUUUUUUUUGAGAAAUUGGUAAUUUUUACUCCAACUUCUUCAAUCAUGAUAGGAUUUUAAAAAUGUUAUAUUUUGAUAACAGGGAUGUUUAAAAAAUAACUUUAGAGUGUCUUUCAGUCCGUCUGUCUGUACAUAAAAACUGUUUCCUGUGAUCACUUUUAAAGAACUUUUUCAACAAAUUUACUUAAAAUAGGAACCUAAGUGAAUGGCCCUUCAAAAUGUUGCUUGGGCUCUUACCGGUAGGGGACUUAUGGAUUGCUUGCAAUACUAUGAUAAUUGCUUGUUUAUACAGUAGAAUAAAUAGAGCUGCUGCCCACGAACUGGGACAUAAACUACCACGGUUCAUUUUAAGUUCCACCAUCGAAUGAUAAAGAACAUGGUAUUUCAUAAAGCAAAGUGUGAUUUUUUUAAGUAUCAGAAAUUAUAACAUAUCAGAGAAAUAUAAAAGUAUUUUUGCGGUAAUAAAAAAUAUUAAUCAAUAUAUUAUUUAAAUAUAUCAAUCAUUUUAAAUACUCAUUAACAUAUGUGCUAUGUCCCUUUACGACAUUAUCUGGGAUACUCAGGUAUAUUACAUAAUGAAUUUAUAACUACUAGCUUGAUCUAUGAUAGCAUUUUAGUUCAAGAAAAUUAAAUGAUAAGUUAAGAAAAUUAAGUGAUGAACAUUGGCUCAUUUUUAUUUCUAUAUUGUGAACAGGCUUUCAUUACAUCAUGCAUCGUUUUUAACCAUUUGAAUAAUACUCAAAACAUUUUUAUACUGAUAAUAAAGGGCUUUCAGUUAGUUUAAUUU
This is a messenger RNA of Ruditapes philippinarum (Manila clam), 3330 nucleotides long. Its product is annotated as serine/threonine-protein phosphatase 6 regulatory ankyrin repeat subunit C-like. The record is from RefSeq and is a predicted model, not a curated record. NCBI's taxonomy places the organism in Eukaryota, Metazoa, Mollusca, Bivalvia, Venerida, Veneridae. Gene Ontology annotation, molecular function: protein binding. The transcript is spliced from 7 exons. Gene Ontology annotation, cellular component: cytoplasm; nucleus. The coding region runs from base 242 to 1543 and encodes 433 amino acids.